Messenger RNA from Papaver somniferum (opium poppy), 1257 nucleotides. RefSeq lists its product as uncharacterized. The record is from RefSeq and is a predicted model, not a curated record. The coding region runs from base 1 to 1257 and encodes 418 amino acids. NCBI's taxonomy places the organism in Eukaryota, Viridiplantae, Streptophyta, Magnoliopsida, Ranunculales, Papaveraceae. The transcript has a single exon. Gene Ontology annotation, molecular function: RNA-DNA hybrid ribonuclease activity; nucleic acid binding.
AUGCCUAAUUAUGUCUGUGAUCUUAUGAAUGCAAAUGGAGAUUGGGAUAUGUGCAUUAUUAGUUACUACAUUGAUAUUGCUUAUCAUAAUGCUAUUAAAGCUGUUGCUACUAAUACAUAUGAACAUGAUAGAAUCAGAUGGAAAUCUACGACUUCUGGGAAUCUCACGACUAAGUCAGUUUAUAAUUACCUGACUAAUCUUCACUUGGACAAAGAUGAAGCUAAUUUCUGGAAACGGAUUUGGAAACUUAAUAUUACCCCUAAAGUGAAUAUGUUCUGCUGGAAAGUUGUGAAUAAUGCUCUUGCUCUUGGGAAAAACAUGUCUAAAUAUGUUAAGGAUACUGAACCAUACUGCAUGAUGCGUGAUAAUCAGAAUGUUGAGGAUGAAAUGCAUUUAUUUGUGAAUUGUAGCUUUUCUGGGAAGGUCUGGCAAGCUUCUAAUCUGAAUAACAUCCACCUUAACAGUGGAAAUACUAAUUUCUUGCAAUGGUUUAAAACCUGGAUGAAUGUUAAAUCUCUUAAUGAAAAGCACAAUUUGCUUUGUUUUAUCUUGUGGUCCAUCUGGAAAUAUAGGAACAGUGUGCAUUUUGAUAAUGUAGUGCCUGAUGUGAAAAAACUGAUUGAUAAUAUUAGAGCAUCCCACCUGAAGUUAAGUGUAGAUAGGGACAGUAAAGCUGGUCAUGUUUCUACCGAUGCUAAGAAGUCUCAUUACAACAAUCACAACUCUGACGGUGACAAUUAUGAUUGGUUUAUACACUUUGACGCCUCUUUUAUUGAAGCUGAUUACACUAUGGGAUAUGCAAUCUCUAUUCUUGAUAAAACAGGGACCAGAAAACAUUGUCGAGCAGGAUGCAGCUGGGCUUCCAACCCCUUAGAAGCUGAAGCAAAAGCCGGAAUUGAGGCGAUAAGGUGGAUGAAGGAACUAAAGCUACAAAAUUGCUGCAUAAUCAGUGAUUGUCAAAUCUUGAUGAAAAUUUUGAAAGGUGAAGCAGAUCCUGAAAACCAACCUUGGAGGUCUCAGGCAAGCAUCAAUAGAUGCAAAUUUUCUCUUAUGCAUUGUGUUUCGGUUUCCUUUAUGUAUAAAUCUAGAACCUAUAUUAAUUUCGAAGACAAAUUAGUUAAAGAAGUAAGAUCUAGGAAAAUCAGUUAUUUCUCUAUGGAGAAUGAAAAUGAAAAUGUAAUGUCAAACAUCCUAGAAAGAGUUAUUUUUGGAUUAACUCCUAUCUUGUAUAUUUUGCAAACUUCAGCUUAUAUAUAA